Penicillium malachiteum is the source of this 933-nucleotide messenger RNA. RefSeq lists its product as uncharacterized. The record is from RefSeq and is a predicted model, not a curated record. The coding region runs from base 1 to 933 and encodes 310 amino acids. NCBI's taxonomy places the organism in Eukaryota, Fungi, Ascomycota, Eurotiomycetes, Eurotiales, Aspergillaceae. The transcript has 3 exons.
AUGCAUCGCCCAAAUGUAGAAGCAAACCCAUCCCUCUCUUCGAGAGCCCAGCAAAUCGAUGCGUCCUCUAGCGAGCCCCGAGAACCGGACGGAAAAAACGAGCCCAUCAAAACGAUUUUUACUGACGAAGAGCGAGCCGCAAGAGCGGAAAAAGCAAGAGUUUCCUCCAUAGGGAAAGGGCUUUGGGAAGCGGCUCAUGCCAAAAUCGAUAAGCAGCGAUUGGAUCGGCUCCAGAGACAGGUCAAUGAUGGGGAUGAGAAAACGCCAGAAGAACUGCAAGAUGCAGUAAAGCAAAAAAUAAAUGACAUCAAAGAUUCUAGAUUGAAGUUGAAGCUUCGGAAUGGUGAAGUCUUGCAGAUCAGGGAUGGAGCUAUGAAGGUGAUCAGGACCAUUCUCAGCUACAAGGACAUAAUUACAGCGGCUGUAGCUUCCGAGACUCAUGCCAGCCUUGCUUGGGGUGGCAUCACUGCCCUCUUACUAAUCCUCUCCACCGCGUUAUCGCAAACUGACGAUGCUCUCAAUGAUUUGGAUGGCAUUUCAACUCUCCUUAUUCAAUACCGUGCUAUUGAGGUUACCUAUGAUCUAUCUGAAAAUCCAGAGGAAAGAUUUGGAGCCUCUGAUCACAUUCGAAAGCUCCACAGCCAGCUCAGAGACCAAACUAUUGAGCUGUAUAAAGAAAUACUUGAGCGUCAAAUUGACCUCAUGGAUCAUUAUUCGCACAACAAAUUUCGACGAGCGAUUCAGGAUAUUCCCUCUACAUCACUGGGAAACUUCUCAAAAAUUCAGGAGAUUUCGGGUGAUGCUUUGAAGACUUUGCAAAUGAUGGACAGCGUCACGAUAGUUGAUGUUGAUCGCCAAUUGGUACCACCCAGAAGCAACUUCAAAGAGAUCAUGGAUCGAAUGAACGAAGUACACAAAAAUGUCAAGGUAUAA